AUGAAACCGGAUUGUGAUGAACUGGGAGGGGAGAAGGGAAGCCAUGGUGAUGGUUAUUGGGAGAGCUGCUGCAGCUGGGAGGGUGGUCGUGGGCGUGGGUCUGAGAAUGAGAAGGAGAAGAGUGAUAAGAACGAGAAGGGUCAGAAGAAUGGCGAGACUGAUAAGGGUGGCGGCGGUGGUGAGAGAAAUGGGAGUGAGAAUGACAAGAGUCACAAGACUGAGCUUGUAAAGAGUGAGAAGGGUGAGAAGAAUGAGAAGAGUGGGAAUGAGAAGAAUGAGAAGAGUGGGAAUGAGAAGAAUGAGAAGAGUGGGAAUGAGAAGAAUGAGAAGAGUGGGAAUGAGAAGAAUGAGAAGAGUGGGAAUGAGAAGAAUGAGAAGAGUGGGAAUGAGAAGAAUGAGAAGAGUGGGAAUGAGAAGAAUGAGAAGAGUGGGAAUGAGAAGAAUGAGAAGAGUGGGAAUGAGAAGAAUGAGAAGAGUGGGAAUGAGAAGAAUGAGAAGAGUGGGAAUGAGAAGAAUGAGAAGAGUGGGAAUGAGAAGAAUGAGAAGAGUGGGAAUGAGAAGAAUGAGAAGAGUGGGAAUGAGAAGAAUGAGAAGAGUGGGAAUGAGAAGAAUGAGAAGAGUGGGAAUGAGAAGAAUGAGAAGAGUGGGAAUGAGAAGAAUGAGAAGAGUGGGAAUGAGAAGAAUGAGAAGAGUGGGAAUGAGAAGAAUGAGAAGAGUGGGAAUGAGAAGAAUGAGAAGAGUGGGAAUGAGAAGAAUGAGGAGGAAGUUCAACACGAGGCGACGAUACCAAUGGAGGAAGACUCGGCACCAGAGCCUGCUGCCAAGCAUGCAACCAGCGGCAGUGGCGGUACAGAGGAAGCUUAUAAGGGGGACGGCGCCGAGGCGAUGCAAGUUGAGGAGGUGGGAGAUGAUGGAGGAUUCAGGGGCAUGGAGGAAGUGGCGAGCACACCGGAACUAGAGAGGGAGGUGAAGGGCGGAACCCAGACGUCUAGCAGCAGCAGUGAUGGCAUGCCGAGUCAGCAAGGGAGGGAACCAUUGAUGCUGGCCGGCUUGCUGAGUCGUUGCUCGACGAACAAGGUGGCGAUGGAUGGUGAAGAGUUAUCGCGCCGUAACAGUAUCAGUUACCGGAACAGCGAAUCCCCAGCGCAUGGGGAGGGCGAGUGCAUGGGCAAAGGAGGUGCAGGAGAAGCAGGGAAAGAAGGGAAAGCAGGGGAAGCCGGGGGAGAGAUGUAUGACAAGCACAAGCUGCCUAUGAAGCGACCCUUCAAUCACGCCCCUCUCGGUACGACUGCCGGUGGUGCUGCUGCUGGUGCUGCUGCUGGUGCUGCUGGUGCUGCUGGUGCUGCUGGUGCUGCUGGUGCUGCUGGUGCUGCUGCUGCAGCUAUUGCAACGUCCACAGCCCUGCCCGCCCUCCCCCCUCGCCCUGCCCCUCCGCCGCCCAGCCCUCUCUCCAUCCCCAUUGCCCUCUCCAGAGAGGCAACACCACCAGCAGCAGCAGUCAUAUGCCAUUCCUUUCCUGAAAUCCCCCCAACCGUCCGCCCGAUCACCCCUCUCCCCACCUUCCCCAUUGCAACUAACUCCUCUCCCUGCGUCCUGCCCCUCGACCUCUCCCCGAGCCUCUCCAUGCCGAACCAGCCUGUGCCGAACCUGGACCACAUGCCGAGCCUGAGCUUGCCACCUCCGGCAACAGGUUUGGGAGAAGGUGGGGAGGCUGCGCAUGGGGCGUUGAGGCUGGAAGGGGGAAAGGUGACUAAUGGAGGAGAAGAGGAGAGGAUGGGGGAGGAGCAAGUGAGGAUUGUAGGAGAGGAGGUGAGGAGGAGAGAAGAGAAGGGUAGGGUGGAGGGAGAGGAGAGGGAAAUGGAGUGUGAAGGGGGUGAUGGUUGCAACGGUGGUACUGAUGGUGGUGAUCAGAAGGGUGGCAGUAUAGGUGGCGAUAUGGGCGAUGUGGGCAAUGGUGAUGUGAGAAAUGUGCGAGGAGGAGACAUGAUGACGUGUGGUGGAGCAGGGGUAGCCAUGCCACUGGACCAGCUGCCACUGACUCAGCUGCAGAUGCAGGUUUUGAGACGCCUCAAAACACAUUUCUUCCUCGUCUCUUCCUCGGCCCGCAACCACUCUCUUACUUGUUUCCCUACUACCUCUCCCCCCCAUCAGGUGGCGACGCCACUGGACCAGCUGCCGCUGAUUCAAGUGCAGAUGGAGCGAGCAGACCUUGUUGCUUCCACCUACACUCGCUUGCUCCACACAUCCGCCCCCACCACCACCGCCACCGCCACCGCCACCGCUGCUGCUGGUGUUAACACCAACGGUACUGCUGACGCCUCUGCUAAUGGCGUCGGGCCUGCACAAUCAGGUGCUCCUGCUGCUGCUGCUGCUGCUGCUGCUGCUGGUUCUCCAUCUUCCACUCAUACUGCCGCCGCCGCAGCAGCAGCAGCAGCAGCAGCAGCAGCAGCAGCAGCAGCAGCAGCAGCAGGAGGAGGAGCAGCAGCAAGUGUGGCUGGUCAGAAGUAUGCUGCCAAUGGGAACGUGCCAUGUGGCGGUCAGGGGUUGGCGUCCGAUACGGAAGAAGCUGAGCUGGACAACUUCAUGGGUCAAUUUGUGAAGCUGCUGCGGGCGUUCAAGGAGCAACUGGAGGAGCACAUCCGAGUGCACGCCAGGGAGGCCGUUACCACAUGCGCCCGCCUCAAGCACGCCGUUGCUGCUGCUGGGGGCACUGCUGCUGAUAAGCUUGCUGCGUCUGGGGCUACCAUGUCCGAUGAUGAAGGCGGGGGAGGGGAUAGGCCCAGCAGCAAUGGGGGCAUUAGAGCCCUGGAGGAUGCAUGCAACAGCCAUGGGAAUGGGCAUGUGCAUGCGUAUGAUAAUAGUCAUGGCAGCGGUUACAAUAGCCAAGGGAGUGGGUACCAUGGUCACCGUCUCAACUCCUUCAUGCCUGUUGCUGCUGGUGGGAGUGGCAGUGGUGGCGGUGGCGACGGUGGUGGUGGCAGCGGUGGGUGUAGCAGCAUGUCAGGCUCGUUUCACUAUCAGCACCAGGGUUACUCGCAGCAGCAGAAUCAUCCCCACCACCACCACCACCAUCAGCAGCAGCAACAGCAGCAGCAGCAGAGUCCAUCCAUGCACGCACCCCAUCAGCCCCUCACCCUCCUCCCGCUCCCCCCUGCACCACACCCUACCACGGGCAUGGGUGGGAGUGCAUGCAUGGGUGCACCCAUGGCAUUCGGGGCAAUGCAGCAGGGCAUGGGGGGGCAUGGCAGCAUGGGGACACAUAGCAGCAUGGGCAUGGGGAUGGACACGGGCAUGGGCAUGGACAUGACAGGGAGCAUGGGCAUGAGCAUGGGCAUGGGCAUGGGGGGAGCACAGGACAGGAGUGCGGUGGAAGAGGCACUACUCAAGGAAUACGGUAGAGAGGGGUUCCGCACUCGUCUGCUGGGAGUGAGGGAGGAGAUCAUGCGCAAGAGGCGCGCGGGGAAGCUUCCAGGAAACACCACGCAGGUGCUCAAGGCGUGGUGGAACGAGCAUAUCCAGUGGCCCUACCCCACGGAGGAGGAGAAGGCGGGCCUGAUGGCACAGACGGGGUUGGAGCUGAAGCAGGUAAACAACUGGUUCAUCAACCAGCGCAAGCGCAACUGGCAUGGCAACCCCGCUGUCGCAGCCGCGCAGCACAAAGGGCCCAAGCAGGCCAAGCGCAAAUGA
Messenger RNA from Closterium sp. Naga37s-1, 3687 nucleotides. NCBI's taxonomy places the organism in Eukaryota, Viridiplantae, Streptophyta, Zygnematophyceae, Desmidiales, Closteriaceae. The record is from the annotation of a GenBank genome assembly.